Schizophyllum commune H4-8 is the source of this 1182-nucleotide messenger RNA. RefSeq lists its product as uncharacterized. The record is from RefSeq and is a predicted model, not a curated record. Bases 1 to 1182 code for a protein of 393 amino acids. Lineage: Eukaryota; Fungi; Basidiomycota; Agaricomycetes; Agaricales; Schizophyllaceae. The transcript is spliced from 5 exons.
AUGCGACGCCUUUUCUGCGCCCUCCUUACUCCCUCCCACAACCAAUGCUCCGAGGGCUUCUAUAAGAAGCAGGUCGCGUCGGACAUCCAAGGCCAGCCAUCCGCGAGCGCGGAAGAGCGCCGCCGGAUGAUGGAGGUGCUGAAGCGGUUCGAGGAGGCGGCGAGUGACGGGUUGGGGGAGGAUUUGGAUGAUGAAGAUGAGGAUGGGAGUGAGGCGGGGGACGAACUGGCGGCAAGGUUAGAGGGGGUGGACUUGGACUCGAUCCCUCCCGAUGAGCUUUGGGAAUUGCUAACCCCAGAGCAACGCGCGAAAUUCAUGGAGGCGGUCAACAACCCGGAGAGCGAGCUGGCGCGGUCGUUGCUUGUCAGCGAACAGGUCGCGAUACGACCGCCGUGGUGGGAGGCAGACGCAUCAAGGAACGAGGGCAAGGCGAGACCGAAUAGCGGAGAAGGGCCAGCGAGUAUCGAAGGCGGGAGAUCCAGUCGACCCUCGUCGAUGCGUAUACCAGCGCGGAUGGUGAAGCCGCUGCCAGUCGGGCAAGUAUCGCUGGUGUAUAAUUUUGUGGCCAUAUGCAUUGCGUACGCGUAUACUGUCCGCCAUCUCGCUCUGUCGCGGCUCGGAGACGCUGGUGGCGAGGACGCGGAUGAAGCGCGUCGAAUCGUACGAGCACUAGUGCCCUUCCUCAGCGACAAGCGCUCGCGGACGGUCUUUUCCGGAUUGGAAGAGGCGGUUACGGAUGUUUGGUCGAGGAUGGACGGGAAAACACGAUCCGCACCGUUGUUUGCCGCACUACUGAAAGAUACAGCUGCGCUCCUCCGACCGUCUCUCGUCGUCGCAUCGACAAGUCUUCACGAGGGCGACUUCGCCGUCGAGGAAUCGACCGACUCAUCGACGCUUCCUCAAGCAACGUCGAUCCUCGUCUUAUCGGAUCUGCUGCAGCUCUUCGAAGACGCCGCGAAAUCCACGCCAUCCACACCCAUCGGUCACAAGCUGCUCUUCUACGCCGCCCACCUGGCCUCGACGCCGACCCAGGUGCUGCAGCUCGUGGCCGGUGAGGCGCGGGCGCGUGCGGCGGCGUUCGAGAGGGAAGCGCAGGAGAUCGACGGUAGUGCGAACUUUGGCACGACAAUGAAGCCUGCGAUUUCCACGCAGCGGACGCCUGUUAUAGAGGAGCUAUCGUGA